Molecule: messenger RNA, 506 nt
Organism: Dissoconium aciculare CBS 342.82
Lineage: Eukaryota; Fungi; Ascomycota; Dothideomycetes; Mycosphaerellales; Dissoconiaceae
Exons: 1
Coding region: 91-450 (119 amino acids)
Source: RefSeq, a predicted model, not a curated record
AUACGUUGAUAUCCAUAGAUAUGAUGGUUCGCUCGAAUUAUAUUAUUCCCGCCAGCCCGAUCAUGCUUCCCACGAGCGGGCCAAGAAGCAAUGGCCGUCAGCAUCGAUGCUUGGCGUAGCGCGAACGCACCCUUCUCAUGGGGUGGGCCAUGCAUGUGCCCAAAAUCGCAACAAUCGGAAUGGCGGGAGCCUUGCUCGUAUCAUAUCUUGUCGGUCCUGAACAUGAGAAACUCCGUCGUGGCACUGUGUUUCCUCGGAUUCCGCUUUGCUAUGCCAAAGAAAAUGAACGUUGCUCGGCUAGGCACGCCUCGCGGAAACAUUCCACGUCCUUUCGUGAGGCAAUGGUGGGAUGAAUGUACCGCACACAGCCACUCAACUUGUCACGCAAAUUCAAGGCAUUGUCCUUUCAUUGAUACAAUCAAAGCCCACCUAUCCGUGCACUGCCGCUAGAUCACCGACUGCUAUGAGCGACGACAGCGCACGGAUAUUGUCGUGAUGAUGUCGAG